Messenger RNA from Microthlaspi erraticum, 270 nucleotides. NCBI's taxonomy places the organism in Eukaryota, Viridiplantae, Streptophyta, Magnoliopsida, Brassicales, Brassicaceae. The record is from the annotation of a GenBank genome assembly.
AUGACCAUGGUGGAACCAACGGUGAUCUCGACGACAUCUUUAAGAGGUGAUGAUUUCCAUAAAUACGUUAGAAUGCUGGAGGAAACUAUUAACUUCUAUGCACCUCACCAAUCACUUUUGGUAAAACUUUUUAUAAGGAGCUCUGUACCACCAGCCAGCCUGUUGACGAAAUUGCCUUCGUCACUGAAAACGGAAAAAGACGAUCGACAAGGUUACGUCUGCAAAGGAUCUGGAUUGUUGACAUAUGAAACUCUGAACAAAAGAUUGUGA